Lotus japonicus is the source of this 579-nucleotide messenger RNA. RefSeq names its product ethylene-responsive transcription factor 4-like. Bases 1 to 579 code for a protein of 192 amino acids. The record is from RefSeq and is a predicted model, not a curated record. The transcript has a single exon. Gene Ontology annotation, molecular function: DNA-binding transcription factor activity; DNA binding. NCBI's taxonomy places the organism in Eukaryota, Viridiplantae, Streptophyta, Magnoliopsida, Fabales, Fabaceae. Gene Ontology annotation, biological process: regulation of DNA-templated transcription.
AUGCCUCCGAUAGCGCAACGCAUCACUCUCUCUCGACCUAACCUGACCAAAGUGGCCACAGAGGUCAAGUAUCGAGGGGUCAGGAAAAGACCAAGGGGUCGUUACUGCGCCGAGAUCUGGAUCCCAAAGCAGAAAUCGCGGGUCUGGGUCGGCACAUUUGACACUGCGGUAGAUGCGGCGCAUGCCUAUGACAAGAAGGCACUUGAGUUAUGUGGUGACAAGGCCAAGCUCAAUUUCCCUCUUCAGACGGAGCUCAAUUCCCCAAUCCUUACGACAGAAAUCACCAACAACAAUAACAACUUUGUUGUGCGCAGUCCAAGCCAGGGAAGCACCUUGGAGUUCUCCUCUCCGCCAUCGCUGGAUCUCACUCUUGUCGCUGAUGAUGCUGCAGCGGUCUACCCAGAUGCCCGCCCUUUGGCAUUCUUUGAUGUCUCCGCUCAUGUUCCUACUCAUGCCGUGAGGCAAUGCGAAGAAAAUAACGACUCUGGUUCAUCCUCCAUUGUGGACAAUGAGAGGGUUCCAGGUCCUGAUCUAUUAGAUCUUGACCUUAACGCCCCACCUCCACAGGAGAAUGCCUGA